This is a messenger RNA of Harmonia axyridis, 5262 nucleotides long. It is a transcript of the gene rictor, whose product is annotated as rapamycin-insensitive companion of mTOR. Gene Ontology annotation, biological process: TORC2 signaling; positive regulation of phosphatidylinositol 3-kinase/protein kinase B signal transduction. Gene Ontology annotation, cellular component: TORC2 complex. Gene Ontology annotation, molecular function: protein serine/threonine kinase activator activity. The record is from RefSeq and is a predicted model, not a curated record. The coding region runs from base 305 to 4798 and encodes 1497 amino acids. Lineage: Eukaryota; Metazoa; Arthropoda; Insecta; Coleoptera; Coccinellidae. The transcript has 20 exons.
AAUAAUCUGGACAAAUCUCUACUUCUUUUCAAACGUUGACCAUAUUUCUGACAUUUUAAGAAUCCAAUUCCUUCCUCCUAUAAUAUUCAGUCCCUUUUUAUUUGUUUGUAUUACCAAUUUUUCGCGAAGUCCUAAACCAUUUUUUGACAGUUGUUCAGUGUUUCACCGUAAAUUCUAACCUAAAAUAAUGUUUGACAUUCGUUAUAUUGGGAAGUGACCGCAUUUUGAUUCUUGAAAAUAUUAAAACCUAUAUGUAUGGCCAAUUUAAUAGAGCGCAAAGAGAGACAAAUUGUUGAACGAAACAAUGAUGACCUCCUGGAUGUUAAAACAUCCUAAACUUCGUCCUGAUAGAUUGAGAAGGGGUAAAUCCAAAGAUCUAGGUGAAGCUAUCGAUAUCACAUUAGAACCUGAACAUGUUAUGAAAAAAUUAAUAAGUGGCAUUUGUGAUGAGGAAAAGGAAGAUAAAUUGAAAUUUUUAAAGGCUUUUGUUGAUUUCUCAAAAAAAAUCAAUGGAGAUUUCGGAAGUAUUGGAUAUCAUGUCAGAGAAGUCCUCAUUUGUCUGAGAGUUUCAUUAGUUCAUGCUAUACCCCAUAUUCGUGCUGCAGGCUUAAAAGCUAUAAGGCACACCAUUUCAAAUGAAAAUGAUAUUGUAAUAUUCAAUAAUUUAUCUAUACCCUAUUUGGCUGCAAGAUGCCUGGAUUUGUCACUAAAGAAUGAUGCUGAGAGAUUGGAAGCCAUGAAACUAAUGCGAAAAGUCCUUCUGAUAUCACCAUCAAAUUUUCAUGAAUGUUUAGUUAGGUGUCUAAUUUCUUUAGCUAAUAGUGGCAUUGAAGAGAAAGAUAGAAUGCUAAGGAUAUGUCUUGCUACAUUAUGUGAAAUAAGUAUAUUAAAUAGCCAAAAAUUCAUUGAAACAGGCGGAGUUGCUGCUAUAACAAGAAAUUUACUGGAAAGUCAAAUUCCAAAAAUUUCAGAAUCCUUAUGUGGUAUACUUCUGUACUUAUUGGAUAAACCAUGUACAAGGGAAAUAGCUGAUGUUGACUUAGACUCUGUCGCUACACCUUACUGUGAUUUUCAUUAUAAACAUGAUUGGAAAGAUAAAAAUCGAGAUGAAAGAGAUUUAAGAUUCAACUGCAGCCGAUUAGCUAUGCUCACAAUUCUCAGAAGUUGGUCUGGUAUUUUACAGUUUUGCAAUCCAAGCAACAAAUCUGGUUUAAUAGCCAUUAUAGGUAUUCUACAUCUCAAUCAGUUAGAAGUUAGGAAAGCUAUUUUGGAUCUUUUAUAUGAACUAUUAGGUCUUCCACAACCUGAAUGGACAGAUGAACUGUCUGUUGCUUUAAGUGCAGUAGAUCCUAGUGAGCCUCAGAUAUCAUGGAGGUUAAACGAAGGCUUUGUGGUUGCAGAAGGUCAAUCAGUAUUACCUCACCUUGCAAAAUAUACUCCAAGAAUAACUGACAUGCAUUUGGCUGCCCUUUUAUACUGCUUUCAAAAUAAUGGUCUCAUUGAAGCUCUUGUUGAAGUUAUUGCUACAAGUGAUACCUUUAUAAGCGUGAGAGCUACUGUAUUACUAGGAGAACUGUUACGUCUUAUUCAACUUCUACUGCCAUCAGAAUGCUGUACUUCUGCAUCUGCCCUGCCAACACUCUUAGAAUAUGCAACAAAAAACAGUCCUCAAGCAAUUGGGGCCAUAACUGCCUUAGUUCAAUUCCAUAAGUUAUUAAAGAAAAGACCAGUUUCACAUAGUUUAUAUUUAGAUUUUAUAUUGAGAAGUGGAAGUUGUCUUAAAGGUACUACUAAAUUCAACAAAUUAUUGAAUGAACGGCGUCGAAGGAGUAUAAAAUCAAAAAUAAAAAAAUUCGUUUUUCAUUCGGCAAAGGAUAUAGUAAAAGACACAAGUGUUUUACUCCACAAGGAUCAUCUGCAAUGGAAUUGGAAUUUGAUUAGAAUUAUCAUAAAGGGACAAAGUAACAUAAAACUCACAAUGAAUGAUAGUUCCCACAAAAUCUUCCUUAGACGCUUAGUUGAUUUUUAUCUACCUUCAAACAAUAAGUUUUCACACAUGGAUCUAAGUGCUUCUAAAGUGUGUUUAGCCUACACCAUGGUGGGAAUUGAACUUAUUCAGUUUCUAGUAGAAUUAAAUGAACCUGAAUGUGUUAAAUUAUUGAAUGAUCUCUUCAUAGAUAUUUUGAGCCAUAUCAAUGCACUUACUAGUGGAAAAAGUGUUCAUGAUUGUCUUUUCAGUCCACAGCAUAUGGUUAAUACUCAGUGUCAAUAUUAUUUCUUGUUUGUUGGAAGAUUAGCUACAACAGAACUGGGUUUGAAUAUACUCAACCAAAUUAAUAUGUUUCAAUGUUUACAAAAUUUAGUUACAACAACUAAUAAUGACUGUUACGUUAAGUUAAUCAUUUCAUCGAUGGAUUACAGUGAAAACACAUUGAGCCAAAAUCUUUUAGCAGCUGUAUUAAAAUGUAAUAUCGAAAGUUCUCGGUUGUAUGCAACCCAGUUCUUAUUAAUCUUACUAAGAUCGGGUAUCCCAGAAUUUGCAAGCUGGGGAAUACCUUUAUUGAUUGGUCAACUGAAGGAUCAGGCAAAAGUCAUAUCUUUGUGUGCCUUGUCUAUAAUACAUGAAGCUUGCGAAUCUUUAGAAUGUUUAGAAGUAAUUAUCAACACUCCAAUUGAUUUUGACAAUCUUGGAUGGAGAGGAACUUUUUUGUUGGCGAGAAUCUUAUCUCAUUCUAAUGGACUCGCUAAAUUUUGUAAAGAAAAGAGCAUAGUGGAUGAAAUUAAAAAAUGGGAUGAAUGUUUUUCAUACCGAUAUGUUAAACAAGUUGAGGACGAUAUUUCCGAUUCCUUGACUCUUCACCAAAGGGGACCUGAUGGAAAAUAUGAUAAGAGAUUGAGUAAUGCUCGAAUGUUCAAUUAUAAAGAUCGUCAUCUUCCUCCUCACUUAUAUGGACAGCUGUCUAGAUUAAAUGAAGGCUUCAAAGUUCUAAUGGAACAUGGAUCAGUAACGAAGUUUUUAAAAGUUGUAACGAAUGGUCCAUACAGUUCUGAUGAAGAAAUACUUGAAAUGAAAGCAAGCAUUUGGGCUUUGGCCCAUUUGUGUACUUCUUCAGAAGGUAUUGAACUUUUGCUUGGUGAAGUUGUUACUCAAUUGAUACGUUUAGCUGAAAAUGCUAGUGUUUAUUCAGUUAGAGGAACGGCAUAUUAUGCAUUAGGGCUUAUUGGAACAACUCAAGCUGGUGCUGAUGAAAUAUAUAAAAUGGGUUGGAUUAGUACACGUCAUAAUAGACAUGAACUGUGGCCUCUAGUACAAGAAGAAUCACUUAUACCUAGUGAUUCAGAAAAUGGAUCCGAAGAUGGAUUUUUAGAAUAUAGCUUUGGAGGUUCUCCAAUGUCCAAUCGUUUACUUGAAGAUAACUUUGAGAGACAUAUGGUUUGGAGAAAAUCUUCAACUCUUCCUAAUAAUAGGAAUUAUUCAAAUAUAUUUCAUCAACGUUCAAUGUCAGAGAGCAAAACAUUUGAGAUGUCAAAAAACUAUGAAUUGAGGUUACGUGAAAGAGUAGGAUUAACUAAACAGUUCAGUAAUAGAUCAACUGAAUCAAGUAUGAGUUCAGGCGAUUUUUACCCAGGAUCCAAAUUGCCAAUGAUGCAAGGCCAAACUCUAAGUCCCAUACCUAGUUCCUCAAAUGUUGUGGCUUAUAACAAACCAAAGCAAAAAAUAAGAAGAUACUCUGAGUCUGGUAGACGAGAUUCUGCUCAAAGUGGUUAUUUAGGUUCAAAUGAAAAAUCAUCCCAACAAGGUAAUUCACACAAGUUGAGCAAUCAAGAUCUUUUAGGCUACACAACUUUACAUGUUUUGAGGAAUAACAGACAGUCAAGUAGCGAUUUUGACGCCAACAGUCCUCUUUCUAUACCUUUUAAUGACAUGAAUCCCGCAGAAAGAAAUUCAUCUGUUGAGGAGUUCAUUUUCCGUUCAAGUUUAUCAUCUCUAACUAGUACUAGAAAUCAUUUAUGCCAAAGAUUUCAACUUGGAGCUCCUUGCUACAUGGGGAUUUCAGUGCCACAACAUUUAAAUGAUCUAUUUCCAAUUAGAAACGAUUUUAAUCGUUUCUAUGCAGCAGGCACUAAAUCAUCUGAUAUCGACAAUGAAUCCCAGUUAUCGUCAUUUUCUGCAAUAGAGGAAAAAUUGGAGUUCAUAAAACCAAAUAUGGAGUUUUUACAUAAUAAGCUACAAUGCUUAGAAUGUACGUUUGGUGAAGAAAGUAAAUCAUCAAAGGAAGCAGGAUCAUCAGUUUCAGGUUAUUUAAGGCAAGAAAUAUUGCAGUACAUUGAACUUCUCUCCAAUCCUCUGUGGAACAAGCAAUCAAAGCUGGCCUUGCUCCAAUUGAAACAAGAAAACCCGAGACUUUUUGAAGAUCCUUGUUUAUAUUCUGAAGCUUGUAAAAUAAUUUCAGAGAACAAUUAUCGAUUGAAUAUAAGAAGAAUAAUUCAUGAACUAUUUUUUGAAGUUAAUUAUGUCAGUGUGUAUGAAUCAGCUAUAAAGUUAAUAGCUUUAAAAACUGCCCACUUGAAAAAUGAUGACCAAAGAACACAGUCAGUUAGUUCUGAACCUGUAAAACCUAAAUAUGAACAUGAAGUAGAUCAAAGACCAAAGUCAGCUGGCUUAUCCCCCACUCAAGAGAUGAGUAACUCUUUUUCUAGUUCAUCAGUUAAAAGUAUUACUGAUAUAAAUGACUUAAAAUUAUCAUAUAAAGAAAAUAAAUUUCCCAUCAAGCAUAGGGAUAUUUAUGAAAAAUGAAAAAUUAACCUAUUAGAAUACAGCAUAAUUUUUCAGAUAUAUCCAAAAUUAUAACCUUCAAAGAGUAUCUUGAUAUUCCAUGAAGGAUUCCAUUUUCAGCUGUAUCAUUGAGUGAGAAGCAAUAAGUAUUUAAUAUGUACAAAAAUAUUGUUCCUAUUGCAGUAUCCUAAACAUCUUUUAUUUUAUUACUUUUAUUAUGUUUCCUAUUUUAUUUUUUACAGAAAGUUUUUAUUGGUUUGGUUGUUGCACACAGGUAAUACCAUUACUGUAUAAAUUGCUGUUGGGUAAUAUGCCUUUUUUAUCAAAGUAUUUAUUUUAGUGAAAAAUGUGAUAUUUUUAGUUAGUGAUCGCCUACCUACUAGUUUUGAAUAAAAAGUAGCCAAAUAUAACAAUGAUUUUGCACUAAAAUUUUCUCCAAAUAUUAAUUGUUUUAAUUAUUUAGAAUAAAAAUAUAAGUUUUGAAA